Aspergillus campestris IBT 28561 is the source of this 1639-nucleotide messenger RNA. Its product is annotated as aspartyl protease. The transcript is spliced from 4 exons. The record is from RefSeq and is a predicted model, not a curated record. Gene Ontology annotation, molecular function: aspartic-type endopeptidase activity. The coding region runs from base 228 to 1436 and encodes 402 amino acids. Gene Ontology annotation, cellular component: fungal-type vacuole. Gene Ontology annotation, biological process: proteolysis. Lineage: Eukaryota; Fungi; Ascomycota; Eurotiomycetes; Eurotiales; Aspergillaceae.
CUACGACAGACUAGGUACCUCGCUUGCUCUCAACUCCCUUCACCUCCUCAUCUCCAUCCAUCUCUCUCCCCCCAUCGUCUCCAUCUCCCGUCUCCCCAUCCCCAUCGCGUUCUUUCGUUCCCUUCAUUAUUCCAUCAGCUGUUCAUCAGUCUCUCUUUUGGUAACCAUCCAUCCUUAUUUACUCUGUACCCGCCUCCCCCAGUGGUCUGGGACUGUUGCCGCCCAUCAUGAAGACGCCCUCCUUGCUCGCGGCCUCUGUGCUGCUGGGUUGUGCUUCUGCUAAGGUUCACAAGCUUAAGCUUGAUAAGGUUCCUCUGUCUGAGCAGAUGUACGCCCAGAACAUCGACACCCAUGUGCAGGCUUUGAGUCAGAAAUACUCGGGGAUGCGCCAGGCGAUGCAUCAGCAGUUGUCUGAUCAGACCGAUCUGAACGAUGAGCUCACUGAGCAGGGACGUCAUGACGUCUUGGUCGAUAACUUCUUGAAUGCCCAGUACUUCUCCAAGAUUGAGAUUGGUACGCCCCCGCAGGAGUUCAAGGUGGUGCUUGACACGGGAAGCUCCAACCUGUGGGUCCCGUCGCAGCAGUGUGGCUCCAUCGCCUGCUAUCUCCACAACAAGUACGAUUCCUCCUCGUCAUCUACCUACCAGAAGAAUGGCAGCGAGUUUGCCAUCAAGUAUGGCUCUGGCAGCUUGAGCGGCUUUGUGUCCAAGGACACCGUCAAGAUCGCUGAUAUUAAGAUCGAAGACCAGCUGUUUGCUGAGGCAACCAGCGAGCCUGGUCUGGCCUUUGCCUUUGGUCGCUUUGAUGGCAUCCUUGGAUUGGGCUUCGACACCAUCUCCGUCAACAAGAUCGUUCCUCCCUUCUAUAGCAUGCUGAACCAGGAUACCCUGGAUGAGCCUGUCUUCGCCUUCUACCUCGGGGACGCUAACACCGAGGGUGACGACUCCGUGGCGACUUUCGGUGGUGUUGACAAGGACCAUUACGAGGGUGAGCUGAUCAAGAUCCCUCUUCGCCGCAAGGCCUACUGGGAGGUCGACUUUGACGCCAUUGCUCUUGGCGAUGAGGUGGCCAGCCUGGACAACACCGGUGUCAUCCUGGACACCGGUACCUCGCUGAUUGCCCUGCCUUCCACCCUUGCCGAGCUGAUCAACAAGGAGAUCGGUGCCAAGAAGGGUUUCACCGGCCAGUACUCCGUUGAAUGCGAUACGCGCGACAAGCUGCCCGACAUGACCUUCACGCUGAGCGGCCACAACUUCACCAUCGGCCCUUACGACUAUACUCUGGAGGUCCAGGGCUCUUGCAUCAGCGCUUUCAUGGGCAUGGACUUCCCCGAGCCCGUGGGGCCCCUGGCUAUCCUGGGUGAUGCCUUCCUGCGGCGGUGGUACAGCGUGUACGACGUCGGCAACGGCGCCGUUGGUCUAGCCAAGGCCAAAUAGAGGAGCGACGUAAGACUCACAUCCAUCUAGAUGAUGCGGUGUGAGAGCAAUGGUACAUAUAUAAGCCCAGCACGGGCAUUUUUGAUUUCGGCGAACCUGGGGAAGAAGCAGGCCUACCAUUUCAGAUGCAGGCUCUGCACUGCCCUGGGUUCUGUUGCGACGUCUGUUUUAGUGACUUUUACGGAACAAUUUCAUGUGUUAUG